Molecule: messenger RNA, 732 nt
Organism: Quercus robur (English oak)
Lineage: Eukaryota; Viridiplantae; Streptophyta; Magnoliopsida; Fagales; Fagaceae
Product: protein LHCP TRANSLOCATION DEFECT
Exons: 2
Coding region: 73-591 (172 amino acids)
Biological process (GO): granum assembly; intracellular protein transport
Cellular component (GO): chloroplast envelope; chloroplast stroma
Source: RefSeq, a predicted model, not a curated record
AUGAGUGGAUAGAACUAGGAGUGUGAUAAAAGUAGUAGUGCUCUCUGAGUUCAGCUUCUCCGAAACUCUGCAAUGGCUUCAAUACCAUGUACAACCCACUUACCCUUUACCUUCAAACCCUCCACUUCUCCUUCUUCCUUGUCAAAAACCAAUCUUAAGUUUCUGGGUGUACAGCAUAGGUUGGGGUGGGCCAGACCCUCUAAACUUGGACCCUCCAAUGGCUCUAGAGCCAAGUGCUGGUUCAAGUUUGGUAAAAAUGGAGUUGAUGCUGAAGGUGCUGGCAUUUAUGGCAGUCAGUCCCGUGAUGACUUUGAUAGAGAUGAUGUUGAACAGUAUUUUAACUACAUGGGCAUGCUUGCUGUUGAGGGUUCAUAUGAUAAGAUGGAUGCUCUUUUAAACCAAAAUAUCCACCCUGUAGACAUCUUAUUGUUAAUGGCUGCAUCAGAAGGUGACAAGCCAAAAAUUGAAGAGUUGCUAAGAGCUGGAGCUAGUUACACUGUCAAGGAUGCAGAUGGACGGACUGCCCUUGAUAGGGCUGCUAACAAUGAAAUCAAGGACUUCAUUCUUAGCUUUUCAGUUCAAAAGGCUUGAAUUAGAAAAAAAAAAAUUUCUUUAUUUUCUUAUCAGUUUGUUUUUUCUUUUUUACCUAUUGGAAUAUCAAUCCUAUCAUGUAGUUAUCUUUUGGCAGUGGUAAGUUUAAUCAUAUAAGUUAUUAACUUAUUAUACCUUGAA